AUGUCCAGUACCAAUCGCAAAAAGAGCACCCCAAGCAAGAACAAACCCACCCACUGUGUAGAGCAGGAAAUCUCAGAGGGGGAGGAAGAUGAGAUCCAGUGCUUACACAUUUUCAAAUGUGAUACAACCAGUCCCCCUAUUCUAGUACAAGUCAGCGUUGAAGGGUCCCCGGUUAGCAUGGAACUGGACACGGGUUCGUCAGUGUCAAUCAUCCCGCGCAAUGUUUAUGAGAGUACAUGCAAACACCUAGAGCUCAAACCCGCUAAAGUAAAGCUUCGCACGUAUGGUAGUGAGAUAAUAGUCCCUAUGGGUGUGGUCAGCGCGAACAUUAGUUAUAACGACCAAUGCUGUGAGGCAAAGAUGUAUGUCGUGGAUGGACCUAGAGUUGCACUCUUUGGUCGCUCUUGGCUGCGCCUAUUCAAACUCGAGUGGCCAUCAAUCAAGUUGGUUCAAGGCAAGAACACUGCACUGUCAGACCUCACAGAGAAGUAUCAAGAUGUUUUCAGCGACGAACUAGGCUGUCUCAAGGGAUAUGCUGCGCAGCUACACGUCCGUGAUGUGGCAACUCCAGUACACCAAAAGCACCGCACAGUUCCUUUUGCCAUCCGGCACCAGGUGGAAACAGAACUAGAGAACUUAGAAAAACAGGGGAUAAUCUCUCCUAUCACCAAUAGCGAAUGGGCAACACCUGUUGUCCCGCUGGUGAAGAAAUCUGGUGGUAUACGCCUAUGCGGGGAUUUCAAGGUCACGUUAAACCCUGAGCUAGUGGCCGACUCCUAUCCCCUUCCAACCCUAGAUGAUCUGCAAGAAAAAAUGAACGGUGGGUCUUUCUUUUCUAAGUUAGACCUUACCAAAGCAUACUCCCAGAUACCACUCGACGACUCUGCUAAACAGUUCACAACCCUGACCACUCACAAAGGAUUGUACGCCUACAAUCGACUUCCAUUUGGCGUAGCGUCCUCAGCGGCGAUUUUCCAGCAACAGAUGGACAGAAUUUUCAAGGACCUUCCACAAGUACUGUGUUACCAAGACGACAUCCUGGUGACAGGAAGAGACAGCGAAGAACACCUUUCAAACCUGGAAGAAGUUUUGCGACGCCUACACGCCAACGGUCUCACAGCACAACGAGAGAAGUGCGAAUUCAUGCAGCCAUCGCUAAAAUACCUCGGCCACGUCAUCGACAAAGACCACUCCACCCCACGAGUGACAAGGUAG
Nematostella vectensis (starlet sea anemone) is the source of this 1215-nucleotide messenger RNA. RefSeq lists its product as uncharacterized. The coding region runs from base 1 to 1215 and encodes 404 amino acids. The record is from RefSeq and is a predicted model, not a curated record. The transcript has a single exon. Lineage: Eukaryota; Metazoa; Cnidaria; Anthozoa; Actiniaria; Edwardsiidae.